AUGGCUCCGUCCGCCGUGGUGAUCGAAGUCGGCGCGCGACACGUCUCGUUCGGAAUCGCAGACGACCCACGGCCGCUCUGUGUGCUUGACACGGCCAGUUUUAGCCGGGACCAGCAGUUCUCUGUUCCUCCUAACAACUACUCAGACCACGAGAACACGGCUCUGUGCACGUUCUCGUACUUGUUCCACCCGAACCUGCUCGACUACGAGCCGGGAACAGGAUCUGGCUCGUUUGAGCACGCGUUGAACGUGCAAUUGUUCGAUAUAUUCCACCAUCUCUUCACCACAUACAAAAUUGACUCGGUCAACGCAAACAUCGUGCUAGUUGCAAACAGCAUGCUCAACAACACGUACAAGACGGCGGUCACGUUCCAGCUGCUCGAAAAGCUGCACGCGAAAAGCACUCUGUUUCUCGACGACGCCCUCAUGACAUUGGUAGCAGCAGGUUUGCGCACCGGUCUCGUGGUAGACCUGGGCUGGCAUUUCGUCACGAUCAGCCCCGUGUUCGACCUCAGACUGCUACAGAACCAUGCCAAGUGGUCAAAGAGAGCAGCAAAAUACUUGUAUUUCAAAACAGAUCCGCUCUCGCUCGAAUCAAUCGACAUAGACCAACUUUUCACCGUAGACGAAAACUGCUACGAUACAGACGAGAAAACACCGUCCCAGCUGCUGAUCGAGCUUCAUCGGGAGCUUCCAAUAGACCUCCGCAAACCACUUUUUGAAAAUAUCGUCUUCACGGGCGGACUCGCCGAAAAUCAAACGGUUGUCGAUAAGAUCGUCGCCGACCUGAAGUCCGCCAAAAUCCACACAGAAACAGCAUUCUCGCUCGGUAGCUGGCAGGGAGCAAGCCUCUACACUGCAACUGUCCUUGCAAAGGACGGUAACUGGAACACUCUGGACAGAAUCAAACGCGAAAACUAUAUUACACCUUGA
Molecule: messenger RNA, 933 nt
Organism: Ogataea philodendri
Lineage: Eukaryota; Fungi; Ascomycota; Pichiomycetes; Pichiales; Pichiaceae
Exons: 1
Coding region: 1-933 (310 amino acids)
Biological process (GO): microtubule-based movement
Source: RefSeq, a predicted model, not a curated record